UGCCGUAACUGGUGAAUCCGUAUGUGUCACAAGUUUACUUAGUUGUUCAAACAUGGCGCGUUGGGCAGCGUGCCUUUUUGUUUUUUUAGCCGUGAGCUCUUACGCUACGUGCAAUUACACUUACGUAGGAACGGAGGAUUCGUUGCGAAACAAUAUAAUAGACUUGUCUCGAGGACAAUUGGAGUUUUCCGAUGCAAAUUUACCACCGUAUGAAAAUGAGUUGGAGGAUACUACACCGGAAAAUAACAGUGAAUACGAUUUUAUUGUUGUUGGUGCGGGGAGUGCUGGUGCCGUCGUCGCAUCUAGACUCAGUGAAGUUAAAAACAUCACUGUACUGCUGAUCGAGGCUGGAACUAAAGAAUACCCAUUGAUGGAUAUCCCCGCGCUGGCAAGGCUGUUGCAAAGGAGUGACCAAAUUAACUGGAGGUACGAGAGCGAAAGUUCUGACAAGUAUUGCAAAGGAAGUACCGAUUCGAAAUGUUACUUUCCUCGUGGAAGGGUUAUGGGAGGCAGUAGUAUUUUAAACUUUAUGGUUGCCACGAGGGGUAACAAGAACAAUUACGACGAAUGGGCCGCAUCAAGCGGGGAUGAGUCCUGGUCGUACGAGAAUAUGCUGAAGUAUUUUAAAAAGCUGGAAGACUAUCAAGUUAGAGGAGUAGAUUUCGAUCGUAAGGUACACAACAAAGGUGGCCCAGUUCAUAUAACAAGUGCGCCAUACACGACACUAUUAGCAGAUACUUUCGUCAAGGCUGGUGAGGAAUCUGGUUACUCGGAAGUAGAUUACAAUGGUGAUUCACAAAUAGGUUAUUCGUACUUUCAAAACACGGUAGUUAAUGGUGAGCGAUGGAGUUCCAAUAGAGCAUACCUUCAUCCAGCGAAGAACCGAACGAAUUUGUUUUUAACGAGGGAUAGUUUUGUGAGUAAGGUAAUCAUAGAUGGAAAAUCAAAAAAAGCUACUGGCGUGAGUUUUUCGAAAAAGGGACGUAGGAUUUUAGUUAAAGCCAGAAAGGAGAUCAUUUUGUCGGCAGGGGCAAUAAACUCUCCGCAGAUUUUAAUGCUUUCUGGAAUCGGGCCUAAAAAACAUUUGCAAAGCUUGGGUAUUAAGGUAUUGAAAAAUUCGCCAGUUGGAAGUAAUCUGAUGGAUCACGUUAUUUACGGGGGUUUGGUAUUUAAAACAAAUAUUUCGUUUGAUUCGAUGGAGUCUGACGUUCUGAGCCGGAAAAAUUCUGCGAUAAAUGAUUAUAUAACCAAGAGAAAUGGUUCGUUAGCAGUAGGAAUGGGUUUUGAGGCAUUGGCCUUUUUGAACGUUGACAGACCAAAUUCUUUACACGAGAAUCCAAAUGUGGAAUUCUUGUUUGGUCCCAAUACUGGUUUGAAAGAUCCAUCAUUUGGAUACGAUUUAGGUCUGUCUGAGUUUUACAUCGAUCAAAUAAGCCUAAACAACACAAGCCACGCUCAUUGGAACGUGAUUCUUUCAUUACUUCAGCCAAAGAGUCGUGGAAAAUUGUUGUUGAAAAGUAAAAAUCCGAGAGAUAAACCAAAAGUGUAUCCAAAUUACUUUGACGACCCUGAAGACGUAAGAGUGAUGAUAAAAGGCAUAAAGGAGGCAAUCAAGUUGUCGAAAACUAAAGAAUUUGAGAAAUAUGACUCUCAAAUGUACCAUAUGCCUAUCUGCAAAGAUAAAACUUACGACUCUGAUGACUACUGGGAAUGUGCGUUAAGAAUAUUCAGUGCAACAUGCCAUCACCAAUCAGGCACGUGUAAAAUGGGAGACGGUGGCGACGAUACGGCUGUUGUGAAUUCUAGGUUAAAGGUCAUAGGAGUUGAAGGAUUAAGAGUUGCGGAUGCGUCCAUCAUGCCGAACAUUGUGUCUGGUCACACGAAUAUCCCAACCAUCGCCAUUGCUGAAAAAUUGUCGGAUAUGGUAAAAGAAGAUUGGGGCUAUUUAACACCUCCCUCUGAAAAAAAAUCCUAAUGUCAGCAGUCACAUUGGUA
Molecule: messenger RNA, 1995 nt
Organism: Copidosoma floridanum
Lineage: Eukaryota; Metazoa; Arthropoda; Insecta; Hymenoptera; Encyrtidae
Product: glucose dehydrogenase [FAD, quinone]-like
Molecular function (GO): oxidoreductase activity, acting on CH-OH group of donors; flavin adenine dinucleotide binding
Source: RefSeq, a predicted model, not a curated record